GGGAGGUGGGGAAGAUGGCGCUGGCGGCGGCCGCGUACCCUUCUCUGGCCCGGAUGCUCGUCCUGUCACGGCGCCACCUCCGGCCCCCCUCGACGUCGUUCCAGCGCUUCUACAGGGGCGACAGCCCCACAGAUUCUCAGAAAGACAUGAUUGAAAUCCCGCUGCCUCCGUGGGAGGAGCGAACGGACGAGCCCAUAGAGACCAAGCGAGCCCGCCUGCUGUACGAGAGCAGGAAGAGAGGCAUGCUGGAGAACUGCAUCCUGCUCAGCCUGUUUGCGAAGGAGCAUCUGCACCGCAUGACGGAGGAACAGCUGAAUCUCUACGAUCGCCUGAUCAAUGAGCCCAGUAAUGACUGGGACAUUUACUACUGGGCUACAGAAGCAAAACCGGCCCCAGAAAUCUUUGAAAACGAGGUCUUGGACCUGCUGAGAGACUUCGCGAAAAACAAAAACAAGGAGCAGAGGCUGCGCGCGCCGGACCUGGAGUACCUGCUCGAGCAGCGCCGCUGAACCUCCGUCCCCGACCCCCGGGCUCAGACCAGCCCUGAGCUCCUGCUCUCCGGGGCCGGGGGCCUCCAUCACGCCCCACCCUGCCCCUCCCAGUAUGAAUAAAGUGUCCACGGGGCUCAUUCA
Molecule: messenger RNA, 632 nt
Organism: Sorex fumeus (smoky shrew)
Lineage: Eukaryota; Metazoa; Chordata; Mammalia; Eulipotyphla; Soricidae
Gene: SDHAF2
Product: succinate dehydrogenase complex assembly factor 2
Exons: 4
Coding region: 15-509 (164 amino acids)
Biological process (GO): tricarboxylic acid cycle; protein-FAD linkage; mitochondrial respiratory chain complex II assembly
Cellular component (GO): mitochondrion
Source: RefSeq, a predicted model, not a curated record